GACAUAGCUAAAGCCUUGUUGUUCAGUCGUGGGUGGUGUGAAAGCUCUGAUAGCUGUAGAGAUAUUUUUUUUGUUAGUAGGUUUUUGUGUGUUUUUUUGUUUUUCUAUGAGUAUUUUUUUGUAGUUUAAGGGUGUUACCGAGCGCUCAGCAAGACGCUUCUUGACAUCGAAUGGAUGAGCGUACUUGGACUGAGUAGCACCAGAGAGAGCAGGAAAUUCGACAUCAUCAUCAACCAUGACAUGAUCGUCUUGGUCAAUUUGUUGUUGGUGUUGUUGUUGUUGCAAUUCGAUGAUUGUCUGUUGUUUUUGUUGUCUCAACAAUUGACGUUCAAGUUCAGCAUUCUUUGUUGCAUAAAGCUGCAAUUGGUUCUUGAUUAUCUUGUUUUCUCUUUCAAAUUCAGACAAUUUGUCCUGAAGAGACAAGAGCAUAUCUUUUAAAAGUGCAAUUUCCUUGUCGUUAAUUGCACCGUGAAUGGUGUUGUUGCUGUUGUUGUUGUUGUUGUUGUUGCUGUUUCUGUUGAUGAG
This is a messenger RNA of Gilbertella persicaria, 525 nucleotides long. RefSeq lists its product as uncharacterized. The record is from RefSeq and is a predicted model, not a curated record. The coding region runs from base 175 to 438 and encodes 87 amino acids. The transcript has a single exon. NCBI's taxonomy places the organism in Eukaryota, Fungi, Mucoromycota, Mucoromycetes, Mucorales, Choanephoraceae.